GGAUUAAUAAAAUAGCUGAUGGAAUGAUCCAUUUGAAGUUUGUAAAGGCAUCUUGUGAAGCUGGCUGGAGUAGCCUUUUUCUUUUUUCAAAAAAGGAUGCCUGUUAAUUUUGUGAUUCAGUUGGUUCCUGAAUGCCUGUUUUAAAAUGAGCUGGGAGACUGCUACCUGUCCAUUUCUGCAUGGCUGAGCAAAUGCAUCCGUAAAUCCAAGUUUCUCUUCAUUUCCAUCUCUACACAUGUCCAAAUUACAGAGACUUCAUUCCUGAACUGGAGAGGUGCCAGAAGUUUCGCAUCUAGCUGUCUGUGGGCUGCCUUUUUCUUUCCCCUCUUUGAGCCUCUCUGACGCCUGGAGUGAGCUCAGCUGAAAGGUUUCCAGCCUCCCGCUCGCUCGCCCCACACUCCCCCACAGUCACAUCGAGCUCUGGAUUCUGAGCAACACCGUGUGCCAGCAUCUGAUUCACAGCCUCCUCUCACCUGCCGGUGUUCCAGAAACUUCACAAUGCGGCUGGAAGAACUGAAAAGAUUGCAGAACCCUUUAGAACAAGUUAAUGAUGGAAAAUAUUUACUGGAAAACAUCCAGCGAGCCUGGCGGGAGUACCUGCAGCGGCAGGACCCCCUGGGGAAGCGGAGCCCGUCCCCACCCUCCGUGUCCUCGGAAAAGCUGAGCAGCUCGGUCAGCAUGAACACUUUCUCCAACGGCAGCACACCCGUGAGUACCACAUUUCCUUUGCGCAGCCGACUCGCCCUCAGCUGAUAACAGGGCUUGGCUUCCUAGAGAGAAACCUCGGGUUGUGAGCGGAUGUUUGUGAUAGUGAGGGUGUGUGCUGCUUAUUUAAUACAUGUGAACCCAGGGUGGGAGUGUUGUCACCUUGAAACAGAGACGAUUCAUGCGCACAAAGUGAACUUUAUUGAGUCUGGAGGAAACUGGUUGCUUUUGAAAUCAACUUAACCUGCUCACUUGUGUGUUUUCUUUCAUUCCUCUGUUACUGAGAUUUGUUUUUAAAUGACAAUGUGUUUCUUUUCUGUGCGUCUGGUAGCAUUUUGUGAUGCUAAUAGGAGAGAUUAGUUAGGUUCUAAGGAUGACUUAUAAUGAGAACUUUUAAAGGAAGACUGAAAGUGUUCACACACUCCAGAUUAGUUAGGUUCUA
Trichechus manatus latirostris (Florida manatee) is the source of this 1147-nucleotide messenger RNA. It is a transcript of the gene IQCJ, whose product is annotated as IQ motif containing J. The record is from RefSeq and is a predicted model, not a curated record. The transcript is spliced from 3 exons. NCBI's taxonomy places the organism in Eukaryota, Metazoa, Chordata, Mammalia, Sirenia, Trichechidae. The coding region runs from base 499 to 753 and encodes 84 amino acids.